ACAUAAUCUAUAAGAGGGAGCGAGUGGGUGUACUGAUAGACAAUCUAAGAGCAAGAUGUCAGGGGAUGAGGAGUUCUAUCUCUUCAAAAACAUCUCAUCAGUGGGACCAUGGGAUGGCCCUCAGUACCACAUUGCUCCUGCCUGGGCCUUCCACUUCCAAACGGCUUUCAUGGGUUUUGUCUUCUUUGUAGGGACACCCCUCAAUGCUGUGGUGCUCAUUGCUACACUUCGUUAUAAGAAACUGCGCCAGCCACUCAACUACAUCUUGGUUAAUGUCUCCUUGGCUGGUUUCAUCUUCUGCAUCAUCUCUGUCUUCACUGUCUUCAUCUCUAGCUCCCAGGGCUACUUCAUCUUUGGCCGCCAUGUUUGUGCUAUGGAGGCUUUCCUGGGCUCUGUGGCAGGAUUGGUGACGGGCUGGUCAUUGGCCUUCCUUGCCUUUGAGCGCUUCAUUGUCAUCUGUAAACCUUUUGGCAACUUCCGCUUCAACUCCAAGCACUCGAUGAUGGUGGUUCUGGCUACUUGGGUCAUUGGCAUUGGUGUCUCCAUCCCACCCUUCUUUGGCUGGAGCCGGUACAUUCCCGAAGGCCUACAGUGCUCCUGCGGCCCUGACUGGUACACAGUGGGCACAAAAUACCGCAGCGAAUACUACACUUGGUUCCUCUUCAUUUUCUGUUUCAUUGUGCCUCUCUCCCUCAUCUGCUUCUCCUACUCCCAACUGCUGGGAGCCCUCAGAGCUGUUGCAGCCCAGCAGCAAGAGUCAGCUACAACACAGAAGGCAGAGAGGGAGGUAAGUCGCAUGGUGGUGAUGAUGGUGGGUUCCUUCUGCCUCUGCUACGUACCCUAUGCUGCCCUGGCCAUGUACAUGGUCAACAAUCGGAACCACGGGCUGGACCUGCGGCUUGUCACCAUCCCUGCCUUCUUCUCUAAGAGUGCUUGCGUCUACAACCCCAUCAUCUAUUGCUUCAUGAACAAACAGUUCCACGCCUGCAUCAUGGAGAUGGUAUGUAGAAAGCCAAUGACAGAUGACUCUGAAACAUCCAGCUCUCAGAAAACUGAAGUCUCCACUGUUUCCUCCAGCCAAGUUGGCCCUAGUUAAGGGAUCCCAUAGUGGCCCUUAACCGGAGAAACCUGCCUGGGUACAAGUUUUUAAUUCCUUUGUCUCCCCUGCUCUAGACUGCUACAAGUUGGGUGGCCACAUGGGGGAAGAUCGAAAUGGGUGUUCAUUAUCCUUUUUCUUCAUAUCUUUUCUACUCUCAUCUUAAUGACAGGUGAUGGUUCACAGCCUUUUUUUUUUUUUUAAAGGCAAUUGGGGUUAAGUGACUUGCC
Molecule: messenger RNA, 1326 nt
Organism: Phascolarctos cinereus (koala)
Lineage: Eukaryota; Metazoa; Chordata; Mammalia; Diprotodontia; Phascolarctidae
Gene: OPN1SW
Product: opsin 1, short wave sensitive
Biological process (GO): visual perception; G protein-coupled receptor signaling pathway; phototransduction
Cellular component (GO): membrane
Molecular function (GO): G protein-coupled receptor activity
Source: RefSeq, a predicted model, not a curated record